Messenger RNA from Ctenopharyngodon idella (grass carp), 1284 nucleotides. RefSeq names its product T-box transcription factor 18 (gene tbx18). Bases 244 to 1284 code for a protein of 346 amino acids. The record is from RefSeq and is a predicted model, not a curated record. Gene Ontology annotation, biological process: positive regulation of DNA-templated transcription; morphogenesis of embryonic epithelium; regulation of transcription by RNA polymerase II. NCBI's taxonomy places the organism in Eukaryota, Metazoa, Chordata, Actinopteri, Cypriniformes, Xenocyprididae. Gene Ontology annotation, cellular component: nucleus. Gene Ontology annotation, molecular function: RNA polymerase II cis-regulatory region sequence-specific DNA binding; DNA-binding transcription factor activity, RNA polymerase II-specific. The transcript has 8 exons.
CCUGGUUAUUGGCACUUUAACGAAUCCCGGCCACUGCCUCGGUGUCUGUGCGCGUUGACAGACCGAUGAGACUGUUUUAAAUAGACUGUCGCUUCGUUUUCAGCGUCUUUGUCACAUCGCCCGUGGUAAUUAGCUACUGAAGUGGACUAUUCUGACUCAAGGAAUGCUAGAUUAAGUGCUGUUGCAAAUGCACUUCUUGUGAACUUCUCGUCCUCGGCCAAUCUGUCUUCUCGGUUUGUAACCAUGGCUGAGAAACGACGGUCCCCGUGUACUAUGAGCCUCAAAGCGCACGCAUUCUCGGUAGAAGCGCUUAUUGGCACGGAGAAAAAAAGAAAGCUGGAGGAGGACAACGAAAACUGUUUUGAGGAGGUAAACGAGGUGUCGAGCCUGACAGAAAGUCCGCAACCCCAGACUAGGAGAACUUGUCCCAGCACCAGGAGUUGCGAUAUAGACUGCGCAAGCGACGAAUCCCCGGAGUCUGAGGACGUGUUGUUGGAUAGCCCACAACCUGCACCCCAGGGCGCGCAGCUCCUCGCGCAAUCAGGCACGAGCUCCGGAGAGGAGAUGCGCGUGGAUUUGCAGGGCUCAGACUUAUGGAAGCGCUUCCACGAGAUAGGAACCGAAAUGAUCAUCACCAAAGCCGGCAGGCGAAUGUUUCCCGCGAUGAGGGUUAAGAUUGCGGGACUGGAUCCUCAUCAACAGUAUUAUAUUGCUAUGGAUAUUGUUCCUGUCGACAACAAACGGUACAGGUACGUCUACCACAGCUCGAAGUGGAUGGUAGCGGGCAACGCCGACUCUCCUGUCCCUCCGCGCGUCUACAUCCAUCCUGAUUCGCCUGCUUCCGGUGAGACGUGGAUGCGGCAGGUUAUAAGCUUCGACAAACUCAAACUGACCAAUAACGAGCUCGACGACCAAGGCCAUAUCAUUCUGCACUCCAUGCACAAGUACCAGCCCCGUGUCCACGUCAUCCGUAAGGAGUGCGGUGAAGAACUCUCGCCCGUUAAGGCGGUUCCCACUGGGGACGGUGUCAAAGCAUUCUCUUUUCCCGAAACUGUCUUCACAACGGUGACUGCAUACCAAAACCAACAGAUAACAAGACUGAAGAUUGACAGGAAUCCAUUUGCAAAAGGAUUCAGAGACUCAGGAAGAAAUAGGAUGGGACUAGAGGCUCUGGUUGAGUCGUAUGCGUUCUGGCGGCCCUCACUGAGAACUCUGACAUUUGAGGACAUCCCUGGAAUCACUAAACAAGAUAACCGAAAGUCUCACAGGUUUGGAGCAACAUGA